Messenger RNA from Nicotiana tabacum (common tobacco), 540 nucleotides. RefSeq lists its product as uncharacterized. NCBI's taxonomy places the organism in Eukaryota, Viridiplantae, Streptophyta, Magnoliopsida, Solanales, Solanaceae. Gene Ontology annotation, molecular function: nucleic acid binding. The record is from RefSeq and is a predicted model, not a curated record.
AUGAAUUGGGCAAAAAAGUUAGACGAUGCACUCUGGGCCUAUCGUACCGCUUUUAAAACUCCAAUUGACAUGUCUCCAUAUAAACUAGUAUUUGGGAAAGCGUGUCACUUACUCGUAGAGUUGAAGCAUAGAGCUUUAUGGGCAUUAAGACAGCUGAAUCUCGACAUGGAAAUAUCGGGUACACGUAGAGUCACAAAGUUGCAUGAGCAUGAUGAGUUCCGCUACCAUGCUUUUGAGAGUACAAGGCUAUAUAAAGAAAGAAUGAAGAUGAUGCAUGGCAAAAAUAUUCUUGAGCGGAAUUUUAAACCUGGAGACGUGGUAUUGCUAUACAAUUCGAGAUUGAAGCUAUUUCCGGGCAAGUUGAAGUUAAGAUGGUCAGGACCAUUUCGUGUGAUAGAGAUGCAUCACGUCGGAGUCGUAAAAAUUGCAUCAAAAGAUGGCUUCCGCAAGUUCAAAGUUAACGGGCAAAGGCUAAUACAUUAUCAAGGCAUGGUUGAGGAAGAUAAAGUAAUCUCGACCAUGUACUUGAAGGAUCCUUGA